AUGACAGUAGUCUCUCUGUUCACCGCCUUCACCGUCCUCUCGCUCUGUUUACACAUUUCAACAUCUGAGUUCUUACAGAUUCAGCUCUCCACCAUUUCAGCUGCACCUUCGUUUUUGCCCCAAGCUCCUUCGAGCUUCUCGGCUUCUUCUCCUUCGAGCUUCUCGGCUUCUCCUCCGGCUAUGUCUCCAGAUAUCUCUCCUCUGUUCCCUACUCCAAGUUCCAACGAAAUGUCUCCUUCUCCCUCUGAGUCUUCUGACAUGCCGACAAUCCCCUCAAGCCUUAGUCCACCAAACCCAGAUGCUGUCUCUCGUGAUCCUCUGCUUGAGUUUUCUCCAGUUGGGUCUCCACUUCCUGCUUCUUCCUCUGUUUCUUUGGUCUCAUCACCACUCUCUCUGCUUCUUGUCUUGCUUAUGUUGCUGCUAUUCUAG
This is a messenger RNA of Arabis nemorensis, 429 nucleotides long. Lineage: Eukaryota; Viridiplantae; Streptophyta; Magnoliopsida; Brassicales; Brassicaceae. The record is from the annotation of a GenBank genome assembly.